This is a messenger RNA of Camponotus floridanus (Florida carpenter ant), 2870 nucleotides long. RefSeq lists its product as uncharacterized. Bases 1 to 2430 code for a protein of 809 amino acids. The transcript has 12 exons. NCBI's taxonomy places the organism in Eukaryota, Metazoa, Arthropoda, Insecta, Hymenoptera, Formicidae. The record is from RefSeq and is a predicted model, not a curated record.
AUGAUUACCCUUCCUCGCGCGAUGACGCCGAUCAUCGUCAUCUACUGGUUGUACUACCUCCUGGGCGUUGUCGUGAUCGGCCAGUACGAGUGGCAGACUCGCGAUGCCUUCGACGAGAUUCGCAUGCGACUGGACAAGGUGAACGACGACAACUGUCAGAUUCAGCAUCUCGGCGACCUGUAUCUACCGGAGGAUGCGGUGUCGCACCUCCCCGAUAUCAAGGACAUCAACAUUAACCCCGUGUUUCCAAAUCGCACGGCUCUGCUGCAUCUCCAUAACAUGGCGCUCAGCAGGAGCUUCUUCUGGAGUUACAUCCUGCAGUCGCGAUUUAUUCGUCCGGCGAUUAACGACACUUAUGAUCCUGGCAUGAUGUACUAUUUCCUAUCUACAGUUGCAGAUGUCUCCUCCAAUCCAUACAUCAAUGCUUCAGCCAUUUACUUCUCGCCCAACAUGUCUUAUUCGCCGUCUUAUAGAGGUUUCUUUAAUAAAACCUAUCCCAGAUUUGCGCCUCGUACCUUCAGAGCGGAUGAUUUCAAUGAUCCCAUACAUCUGGAAAGAAUAUCCACUAGGAAUACAUUUACCGUGCAAGAUUUAGGAGCAUUUCCUAAUACUAGGCUUAGCGAUGACUACACUACUGACUUUUAUCGUAUAAAUGAAUGGUACAAAAAAUGGUUACCAGACCAGAAUGUGGAAAAAAGGCAUGAUACUAAAACAACUUAUCAAGUUGAGAUACGAUAUGCCAAUAAUACAAAUGAAACAUUUACUUUCCACGGUCCACCCGGUGCCGAUGAAUAUCCUGGACCUGUGAAAUGGACAAGGCCUUAUUUUGAUUGUAGUCGAUCAAAUAGAUGGCUUGUGGCUGCAGUAUCACCAGUAGUAGAUAUCUAUCCACGGCAUACUGGUUUCAGACAUAUUGAAUACCCAACAUAUACUGCUAUCUCGGUGAUGGAAAUGGACUUUGACAGAAUAGACAUAAAUCAAUGUCCCAAGGGCAAAGGAAACAGUGGUCCAAAUAGAUUUGCUAAUACUGCGAGAUGUAAAACUGAUACUACAGAGUGCGAGCCGAUACAUGGUUGGGGCUUUAGAAGAGGCGGAUAUCAAUGUAGAUGUAGACCCGGUUACAGGCUACCGACUGUCAUACGACGACCUUACCUGGGAGAAAUAAUCGAGAGAGCGACACAAGAGCAAUACUAUAAUGGUUUUGACUGCCUGCGGAUUGGCUGGAUUCAUAAAAUGCCAGUACAAUGGGAAAAUGCAAUACCAUAUGUCAGAGAAAAAUAUCUCGAGGAAUAUCAUAAUUAUAGAAAUUAUUCGACUGGUCCAGCUUCGCUUUAUGAAACAAAGAUGAAUAUUGAUCAGGUUCUCAAAUUUAUUUUGGGCAUGAAUUCGAGAACUUGUAAAAAUUAUGCACCGCAAGAUUUAGUAUUACGCGGCGAUAUUAGUUUCGGCGCGGAAGAAUUUUUCGAGAAUGAAGCAAAAAUGGCGACUAGAUUGGCGAACUUCAUCAGUGCAUUUCUUCAAAUAUCCGAUCCUUUGGAAGUAUAUUCGGGUAAAAGAGUAGCCGACAGACCGCUAACGGAAGAUCAAAUGAUAGGAGAGACAUUAGCUCUAAUACUUGGAGAUACAAAAAUAUGGUCAGCUAGCGUAUUUUGGGAUCGUAAUAAAUUUACUAAUAGGACAUUCUUCGCUCCAUAUGCUUACAAAACUCAAUUAAAUACACGUAAAUUUAAACUCGAAGACUUAGCCAGACUGAAUGACACAGAUGAAGUAUACACAAAGAAAAGUUACUUCCAAGUAUUAAAACAACGUUGGGCGACAAACUUUGAUCAGUUGGAGAAAUAUUAUAUGAAAAUAAAAAUUCGAUACAAUGAAACUGGAGAGCACUUAAAAAAAUUUGAACACUACCCGAACCAUUAUAGGGCAGCAAACUUGGACCAUGGGCACUGGACAACUCCAUACUUCGAUUGUAACGGCAAGGUGAAGAAGUGGGUAAUUACUUAUGCAUCCCCGUUUUUCGGCUGGGACAGCUUGAAGGCGAAACUGGAAUUCAAAGGCAUUGUAGCUGUUACCAUGGACUUACUUCAGGUAGAUGUAAAUCAAUGCGAUGAUAAAUUUUACCGACCAAACGCAUUCAAAGAUACGCACAAGUGUGAUAAGAAGACAUCAUAUUGUGUACCCAUUCUUGGAAGAGGAUUCGAGACAGGUGGAUAUAAAUGUGAAUGUAAGCAGGGUUUUGAAUAUCCAUUUGAGGAUUUAAUUACAUAUUAUGAUGGGCAAUUAGUUGAAGCUGAAUUUAAUAAUAUUGUAAAUGAUAAAAAAACCAGAUAUGACAUGUUUAAAUGUCGAUUGGCUGGUGCUGCAUCAAUUCAAGCCAGUUGGGUAUUUCUACUACCAAUACUAAUAAUAUUUUUUCAAAAUCGAAGAAGGUAAAUAUAAAAUAAACACACACAUGCACAUAUUAUACAUGUACAGUGUGUUUGAUUUAAGUGUUACACAGUUUUUUAAUUGAUAAAAUUAUAAAAUAAAUUUCAUCAUAUUAAUAAGAACUAAACACAGAAGGUAGCGUUUCAAGAAACAUUAAUUUUUCAUUGAAACUAAUUAUAGUUGUGCACCAAUUUUUCUUGAUAUAAUACUAAAUAAUUAAAUAAUCUCAAUUAAAAGUUUUUAUUUUAAUAAGGUAUCUAUUCAAAUGUUGCAAAAUCCCCUGCUCUUCCAGAUAUUUAACAAAUUCUUUUUACUAGUGGAAAAUAUCCAUCAAAUUUCACUUUUUAACUUAUCCAAAACUUGAGAAAAAAAAAAUAAAACUCUAAUUUUUAUCUCCCACUUUGGAGGAAUAUAACUCUUCAAGGAGAAAUAUAGGAAUAUAUAUA